Messenger RNA from Magnolia sinica, 1541 nucleotides. Its product is annotated as polygalacturonase ADPG2. Bases 16 to 1416 code for a protein of 466 amino acids. Lineage: Eukaryota; Viridiplantae; Streptophyta; Magnoliopsida; Magnoliales; Magnoliaceae. Gene Ontology annotation, biological process: carbohydrate metabolic process. Gene Ontology annotation, molecular function: polygalacturonase activity. The record is from RefSeq and is a predicted model, not a curated record. The transcript has 3 exons.
AAGACGAGAGAAAAGAUGGCACAAAUCCUCCUCCUCCUCCUCCUCCUGUACAGCCUCUUUCUCCAAUCACCAUCUGCCACGUUGCCCACCAUCCAACUCCCCCGAUCCGAUUCAUCCCGCAUCUCCAUCUCCGUCACCGACUACGGCGCAUCCGGCGACGGCAAGCGCUACGACACGCGCUCCAUCCAGGCUGCCAUCGACGACUGCUCGGCCGGCGGCGGCGGCCGUGUCAUAUUUCCGGCGGGAUCGUACCUGACGGCCACGAUCUUCCUGAAGUCUGGAGUGGUGCUGGAAGUGGAGAAGGGGGCUAGGAUUUUGGGCGGCACGCGGCAGUGUGACUACCCAAGGGAGUCGAGCCGGUGGUACGUGGUGGUGGCGGAGAACGCGAAGGAAGUUGGGAUCACCGGCGGGGGUGAGAUCAACGGCCAGGGAUGGGCGUUCGUGGAGCGGUGGGACCCACGGAAGAACGUGAUGGUGAGCUGGAACAAGACCGGAUCCUGUUACGGAGACGAGUGCCGGCCCCGGCUCGUCGGCUUCCUGAAUAGCUCCAACGUCAAGGUUUGGGACGUCAAUCUCACGCAGCCUGCUUACUGGUGUUUGCAUAUUGUGAGGUGCAACAACACAAAAAUUCACGACGUAUUGAUUCGAGGCGACUUCGACACACCAAACAACGAUGGCAUUGACAUUGAGGAUUCAAAUAACACAGUCAUCACGAGAUGUGACAUCGAUACAGGAGACGAUGCGAUCUGUCCCAAGACUUCCACUGGGCCCCUGUAUAACCUAAGGGUGACAGACUGCCGGAUUCGGACUAAAUCCUCAGCAAUCAAGCUCGGGAGUGCUAGUUGGUAUGAGUUCAAAGGUUUGCUUUUCAAUAACAUCACGAUUGUCGAAUCACAUAGAGGACUCGGACUUCAGAUACGCGAUGGAGGGAAAGUAAGCGAUGUUACCUUCUCAAACAUCAAAAUCAGCACGAGAUACUAUGAUCUGUCAUGGUGGGGUCGAGCGGAGCCCAUCUAUGUGACCACGUGCCCACGGCACCACAAUUCAAAAGCUGGGUCAAUUUCCAAUUUGCGGUUUGUUAACAUCUCUGCAGUGUCCGAGAACGGCGUUUUCUUAUCGGGCUCGGUUGAUGGGCUUCUCAGCAACUUGAAAUUCAUCAAUGUGAAUCUAACUUACCGAAGGUGGACGAAUUACACUGGUGGGUUAGUUGAUUACAGGCCAGGGUGCAAAGGGCUCGUAAAUCACAGCACAGCCGGGGUUAUUAUGGAGCACAUUUCAGGUCUAGAUAUGAAAAAUGUGAAUAUGAGAUGGUAUGAGAGCGACGUUAAAGGAUGGAAUAACCCUUUGGACUUCAGACCUUCGACGGUAAACAAGAUAUCCUUAAUUGAUUUCAAUUCAGAUCUGUACAAACAGUAGUGUGAUUUCUUUGCAAGAGAUUUCCUGAUUUACUCGUGCGAAAGCGCUGUAGUGAUCAUUGAGUAUAUGGUUCUGAUUUAUGGAAUUUUACAAAAUGAUAUAUCAUUAAUAUGAUAUUUACAUCC